Clarias gariepinus (North African catfish) is the source of this 1479-nucleotide messenger RNA. RefSeq names its product protein FAM227A-like. Lineage: Eukaryota; Metazoa; Chordata; Actinopteri; Siluriformes; Clariidae. The record is from RefSeq and is a predicted model, not a curated record.
AUGUUUGAGGUGCAGAGUGCAGUCCUUAAGGGAAACAGGCUGUGUGUGCCUAUCAUGGUGUACCAUGUGGAAGAGAGCAAGAAUGCCAUAGCUGUAAAACAGAAAUGCGAGAGACUUCGGGAGUUAUCACAUGCUCCCAUAACAUGUCUGGUGGGGACCAUUGAAAGUCUAAAUGAAAAAGUGGCCCAUCUACCUUUACUGCACAGACACGGGACCCCUGUACAGGUCAGAAGUGACAAUACAAAAGGACAUCUGGAGUCAACAGAUAAUGAGAACAGGGGCAAGCCCCACAGUAAGCCCUGGUUAAUAUCGUGUAACAUGGACACUGAAAAGAUGAAUGACAUACCUAAGAUGGUGGAGCUGUACAAGUGUCCACAGUUCAGUGAUUUUCAAGUACCUCUGCCACACAAUACUUCAUACAGAGCCAUUGUCACACGUGUCAUACAGGCACAGCGCCACCUAAUGCACACGCCCAGCUUAAAGCCUGUCUCCCGUAACAUUCUUUCUUCCACCACCGUGGAACACUUCGUCAUCAAUUCGUUCUGGUGGCUCUUCCUCGAGAACUUUCAGCCCAACAGAAACGCUCAGGAUCGACUGUUUGGCCAGAUUGCAGAGAAUUACAUCAGCAUUCUGACCCAGAGCUUGUCCUCUAACAGUGGCACCGUCUUUCUUCAAGUAGUCUACACUACAAUGGAUUUUCCCAGCACACUGAGUCAGAUGCUGUUCUGCUGCUUCUCCUACUGCUUUCCUCAGUCAUGUUGUUUCCGUGGUCCUGCCUUUCUUACAGCUCUGUGCUCCACUGCGUACAAAUGGACUGGAGGGCUUAGUCCUGCUCCUGAAGUCUAUAAGUAUUGGGAUUUCGAAGCUCUGGAAGCAAAAGAUAUCAACAGCAUUUUACACAAAUCACAUCGAUCUUGUGUUUCAGUGGAGAAUGCAGCUUCACAGAGCAUCCCAGUCUCUGAUCUAAAAGCUCUUUCUGACCACAGAAGGCCAUUAGCCAGAGAGAAAUCAGCUAGAGAGUCACAUGCAGUGGGUGGACACAUCAUAGAAGUGAAGCAGUAUGUGUUUAAUGUGUGGGGAAACUCUCCUCUGGUGCAGCACUACAUGAAGACAUUGUGUCUGCAGCACGAUGUGGGUUACAACGUUUUAGUGAGGAGAACCCAGAUCCAAGCACUACCUCAAGCAGACUCACUUACUUACCAAGACAUUUUGAUGCAAACACGCCAGCGUUCCUCCUGCCAGAGAAGAGAACUGCGCUCUCUCUGGGCACGACAUGCCCAGGAAAUAAGCAUCAUGCCACAACGGGAAGAUGAACAAAAUCAGCUUUUCAGAUUUAAGCUGGCAACACACAAGAAAAUCCUGUCUCAGAGAAGUGUGGUACACAAACUCUGCCAGCUGCUACUGCCAGCACCCAAGGGUGAAGAGGAAAGCAAAACACGCUCUGAACAAUUUAACAGCAUAAUAGCUGGAAUCAAAUAA